AUGGAGAAACUCGGUGGAAAUAUUUCCUGUGAGUUUCGCUUCUGUCUUCUUUCCUGUUGUUGUAUGCCAUUCUGCAACCUUACCAGCAAAAAACGUUCCAAUCCACCCCUAGACUUCAUAUGCUUUUCUCAUCAGAGAUGCUCCAUGUGUCAGUGGAAAAAGGGUUUGCCUGACUCAAAGUUAGUCAGGCUCCUUUGUGGGAAGGUAGUGUGCUCUGCGGCAGACAGAUGUAAAAACUACCGAGGAUGAUCGCCUUGGGUUUCUUGACCACAUUGAUGGGUAAAGCAAGGUAUAAAUUUGGUAUCCGCCAGACAGGAUGAGUAUAUACAGCGAGUGACUAAUCUCAUGAAAUGUUGGCCAAAAUUCUGGAAUGCGUUUUCGAUUAGGAUGGAUUCCAUAGGUGGGAGUGUAAUAUUGAUUAUCAUGCGGCAUAAUUCCAUGAUAUUUCGAACUCGCCAGGAUGUCGGCUUUUGAAUGCACUUCUUUUCGAGCUUCUGUAGCAAUCGCACUCGGUAAAAAAAUGACUGCGUAAGUGGCAUGCAUUUUUCACAUUGAUUUUCGAUGGUCUUAUAAAUUUAGAUAUAGUUUAUAGAAAACAUGCACGAAAAUUUGCUUUCUCUCACUCGUUAGGUAGGGAAGCACAUUGUCUUCGCAUUUUUUACCCGAAGAAAAGGCAUACUUAGGUUUUGAAAAAUUUCCCCAGUCCCCGGAUGGUUUUGGGCAUGACCAUAUGUUGCGUUAGCGUUUGGUGAUUUCAGUCUACAGAGUGCAUACUUUCCGCGCUAGAAAAAUAAUAUAUUCCUCCAUACCUUUAAGAAGAUACCAUAUAAAGUUCACAAAAUUUUACAAUGGAUGUGGGCUAUUUUGUACAUUUAACGAGCAGAAUUGGUAAAUGGACAGGUACGAUGCUGUAUGAAUGGACAUCGCACGGUCUUAAAAAUUUCACAAUUAGAAAUUUUUUCAAAACCUAAAGAUGCCCUUUCUUUGGGUAUAAAAUGUGAAAACAGCGUGAUUCUCUACCAGAAGAUCGAAAAUAAGGACUCUCAAAAGCCGACACCCUAGCGAGUCCGAAAUAUCAUAGAAUUAUGCCGUACGACAACCAAUAGUACAACCCCACCUAUGUAAUCCAUCCUAAUCGAAAACGCAUUUCAGAAUUUCGGCCAACCUUCCAUGAGAUUAGUCAGUCACUGUAUGCACUCAUGCUGUCCAACGGAUACCAAAUUUAUACCUUGCUUUAUCCUUCAAUGUGAUCAAGAAACCCGAGGCGAUCAUCCGCCGUAGCUUUUACAUCUGUCUGCUGCAGAGCACACUACAUUCUUACAUCACUUGCCUCGCAGCGUUAUCAGCUCUAAUACCUAGAGAACAGCUUGCUAUCAGCCCAGAGUCUUCCGCUGUUACAUGCUGAAGAACCCAGUGUAUGAGGUAGUGAAGCGGAGCCGGUUGGGGACACAGCUCUGACCGACGCAGCAGUUGAUAUCAGAGAACUCACUCUCCUCAUCAUUAACACAAAGUCUGGUAGCUUUGAUGACAUACCAUCAUGUGGGAAAAUGGCUGAUCACCAGUCUCUGCUUUCGAAGUUCGGUUCAGAAGACAUUUUGGACAACCAGCACGUAUCCUUAAAACUCCUGCUGUCUGAACUGACGCAACUGCGAUAGCAGACAGGUGAGAAGUAGACAAUGCAGCUUAAGUCGGACCCGAAGAGGAUUUUGGUUUUGUCAGUCUUUUUCGCUCGGGAGUGACGCGCACAGACUGCUGGAACCCUAGCCAGCUAGACUAGAAAUGCUGAUGACUGAAAUACCUUCAAGUGAAUACUCUGACUUAGAAUUUGUCUAUCCGAAGGAGCUGCACAGACUACAUAAUGCUCCAAUGUGCCCAGCGGGGAAAGUGGGACCCCUUCGAUGUACGAGCUGGACAGCUGUUGAGCACGGUCCUGUAUUUCAGUAACCAGUCUAGACCACCUGCCUCCAACGGGUCUCUGCGUUUAAUUCAACUUGUUGUAGUACUUACACGCCGCCUGCAACAACCUAAAGCAAAGACUUGGCUGCUUAUCAGCAAAGAUGGGGAUGUAGACAUUGAAAGGAUGAAAGAAUAUUUAGUUUGAAAGGGGAGAGGAGAUCACUGGGACAACUUUAUUACAUUCAGACAGCUGGGUUUGUUGUCCACUGUAUUGCGCAGCAACUGAACCACCGCCUCCUCCUCGGAGACGAGAACGCGCACAGUGGUUUGACGAGAAGACAAACCGAGGUCGGCCGGAGAAGAGCCGACAACCGACAAUGAAAUCAUGCCACAUUGGCAAACAAUCACGGCCUCUCUCAUACUAAACAGAUGGUGAACAAAAUGGGUCAAAAUGAAUUAUUCAAAAUCUGCCAAAACACCUAUUAAUUAUAUUUCAUGGGAAAAAUGCACAAAAAUACUCAUUCUUUUGCUCCUUCAGUAGAAAAUUACGUCUUUUUUCAAUUUUACUCCCGCAUGAAGGGUAUCAUUCGGUUUUAAAAAAAGUUUCUAAUUGUGAGAUUUUUUACUACCGUGAAGCGGCCGUUCAUAAAACGUCAUGUCUCUGCAUUUACCCAUGUGGCUUGUAAAAUUAACAUGCGGCUCAAAUCCAUUGCCUAAUUUUAUGAACCUUAUAUGGUCCCCCUUUAUUACCUUAGAGGAAUGUAUGGUUUUCCGCAUGCGGAAAUUAUACGGCUUGUAGUUGCGGAGCCCUGAAUGCAAGUGUAACGGCAGGUUGGGUUCAAAAUUAUUCGGGAAUUGGAAAAGUUUUAUGAAACCAAAUCAUACCCUUCUUUCGAGUGUAAAAUGAAAAGCGGACGUAAUUUUCUACUGAAUGAGCAAAGGAAUGAAUAUUUUUAUGCAUGUUCUCCAUGAAAUAUAAUUGAAUCUUUAAGGGCAUCGAAAAUUAAUGAAAAGAUGCAUGCUUCUUAAGUAAUCACUUUUUACAGCGUGUAGUGUUUCAUGCAACCGGAAGGAAGUUCUUUCGAAAGCCGACAUCCCGAGGUAACUGAAAUAUUAUAGAAUUAUAUUACAGGCUGACUAGUUUUACAACCCUACUUAAGUAAUCUUUUCAAAACCGAAACGCAUUUCGGAAUUUCUGUUGACAUUUCAUGAGUUAGCCCACCUACUGUACAUAGGCUGCACGAUAUGCCGUUGGGUCAAAAUGAAAUGGUGAACAAACAGGGCAACCAUAACGACAAAAGAUCGCCAGCGACGGAGCUUACAAACUCGGAGCAUCCUGUGGAGCUCAGUUCGAUUUUUGUACGGCAGAGGUUUUUUGGCGUUGGACGCCUAUCAGCUAAUAAUAUUCUAGUGGUUUCUGUCCCACCGCUCGGAUUAUCAUCCCGACAGUCUUGCUAUCAUUCACUUAAAUGUCGCAUUAACAGUGGAAUGCGCAAAAUAGAGCCGUCAUCUGGUGACAGGGUUUCUGCUUUGCGGUACUACUGACCGAUCAGUUCAUCCAUCAACCAUGUGAACCGUGUCUGUGCCAGUUUUCUUCCGCAUCACUGUGUUAUUCGAAGUAUUCCUGGUCGGCGAAGGCACCAGCAAACCUGAAACGGCUGCGGUCUUUGUCUCCCCGAUCUUCUUCGAAGUGCAUAGUCGGAAGUGGAGAUUGUCUUUAUUCACUGUACCUCUCUUUUCUGUUAGCCCCGGAGUACAGUAACUUCCAAAGGGACAUGAUAACAGAAGCCAUGACAGACCAGGAUACCCACGUGAGGCCAUACUUCUGCAGCGUUUGCAAUGUGGUCUGCUCGGGUUUUGCCUGUUACCAACAGCACCUUGAGGGUACAAGACACCGUCGCAACGAAGCCCCUUCAUCUCGCAAGUUGCCUUUGAGUUCUGCCUCUAUCUUCUAACAGUUGCGCCCCUUUGUCUUCACACAAAGGCCUUUUCUUUGUUCUAGGCGAGAUAAUGUGUGCAAUCUGCAAUAUCUCAGUAAACUCGGAGGAGCAGCUGAGUUUUCACCAGCACGGCACCAAACACCAGCGAAGAGCUGCCCGCCAGCCGCCGCCGCCCCCUCCUCCUCCGCCACCGCCGUUGUCGUCGUCGUCAACUAACCAAACCUCCACCGUCUUUAGGCACAGCCAGUUGCUCGGCUCCUCCAGCUGGUACCACAGUCCUCCCUCAAACGCCACUCUCCCCGGCACCAACACCAACAACCAUGCCAGCAGCAGUCUCACCAAUGACGCUGGUAGCAGCUUCCUAAAUUCGGUGGACCAUCAGGCACCCUACACUCUUUCCACCCACUCCUCCCUGCCAGACCUUAUCUCCCUCCUACCUAGUGUCAUGGACGACCUCAGCUCAGCGGCGGCGGCGGCGACGUCAGUUUGCGAGGGCAGUCGCUCCGUAGAGUCCGCCUCUGUGUCCACUCCUUGUUUCCUGACGUCUUCUGUGACUUCGCAUGGAACCACCACCUCGUUGCAGACUGCCCUACAGUCUCUUCUGCAGGAGACCCUCCAGGAAAUAGAUCGACUAGAGCAGCAGCUAGCUCGCAAUCUCGCGCGAUAUCGCAACUCCGCACUUCUUCACAGGCCGCUGCUGGCAGCUAGUAGGAGACGAGCCAGGAGAACGCUGGCUUCCGGCGAGACGGCAGCCACAAGAUUUUCCUCUUUCCGCCUCAGUGCUCUGUAUCCCUGCGGCAGCAGCAGUCUCAUUCGUAAAGCAACGACAUCACGGUCAGCGGUGACGAGUGAUUUAGAAGUUCCACCCAUCGAUGUGGAGUUUUGUCGGCAUACGAUAUGCAUCAGCCUCCGAGCGCUGUUGGUAUGUUGCUGUUCGUGUUCAUAUAUCCAUUCUCCAUCUCUCUCCCACCCCACCCAUCCGCACCUGUCAACGCGGGAGUUGCCUUGGACCAACAGGGGGUUCAGCAGGGGUUCUUGGGCUGUGUGUCCGUGGCAGAUGCCGUACGUGUGGGGAGGGUGUAUUGGCGCGCCUAGGUGCAAGCUCACGCCUCGCUAGCCACCUGCGCCCCAUCUCUCCUCCGGCCUUCUUGACUGUCUUGACACCGGUCUGAGGAGGGAGGGAGUGCAGUAUAUGCGGCGUCAGCGACCGUCCCUGCGGCCACCUUGAUGUGGGGUACACAGUAGACAUCGUCGGAAACGACGAUCGACCUGUCGUAUCGCCUAUUUCCUCUCCUCCCCUUUGCUGUUGCAUUUCGUCCUCAUUUAAUAACUUCGUUUGUCCAACCCGGCUCAAUUACAGCGUUGUAUUCUUGAGGGGGAAAGGAAGCGGUAUUUUGUUAAUCGUAAUCGGCGAUUACUAUCUCCAUCAGACUGAUCUGUUUGAGCUAUUUCGGUCGAUUUCUCCGUAAGACUUGGCUAUUUUUAGAUGAAUGAGGCACGUCGGUGUUGGGGGUGAGUGAGUGGCAAAGACGAAUUCCACAGUACUGGCCUCUCUAGCUUCCCAAUCUCAUGGAGUCCCAAUGACAGGACUGGAUAUAAGAUAAGGCCCAAUGGCCUGACAUACAGUACGUUGUCUAACUCGUGAAAUGUCAACCGAAAUUCCGAAAUGCGUUUUCGUUUCGAAAAGAUUAAUUGAGUAGGGUUGUAAAACCAAUCUGUCUGCAGUAUAAUUCUAUACUAGUUCAGUUACCUCAGGAUGUUGGCUUUCGAUCUAACCUCCUUCCGGCUGCAUGCAAAAACCUAUACUCUGUAAAAAUGACUACUUGAGCAGUAUGCAUUUUUCUCAUUGAUUUUCGAUGCCCCUAAAUGUCCAAUUAUAUUUCAUGGAAAACGUGAAUAAAAUAUUCAUUCUUUUGCUCAUUCAGUAGAAAAUUACGUCUUCUUUCAAUUUUAUACUCAAAGGAAAGGUACUAUUCGGUUUUCAAAAACUUUUCUAAUUGCCUAAUAAUUUUGAACCCGCUCUACGUCAUACUUGCAUUCAGGGUUUCGAGACUACAAGCCAUGUGCUUUUCGCUUACGGAGAACCGCAUAUUUAUCUACGGUAUUGAGAGGAGACUAUAUGGGGUUCAUAAAAUUUGACAUUGGAUUUGAUCCAUAUUGUUAACUUUACAAGCCAAAUUUGUAAAUGCAGAGAAAUAGCGUUUUAUGAACGGCCAUUUCACGGUAUUUAAGUCUCACUAUUAGAAACUUUUUUAAACGGAAUUAUGUCCUUCCUUCGGGUAUAAAAUUGGAAGAAGACGUAGUUUUCUACCGAAUAAAUAAAAGAGUUAGUAUUUUUAUUGCAUUUUUCAUGAAAUAAAAUUGGACUUUUAGGGGCAUCGAAAAUCAGCAAGAAAAAUUCAUACUGCUUAAGUAGUUAUUUUUUACAGAGUGUAGUUUUUGCAUUUAGCCGGAAAGAAGUUCAUUCAAAAGCCAGCAUCCUGAGGAAACUGAAAUAUUGUAGAAUUAUGUUGCAGGCUGACUAGUUUUACAACCCUAUUUAGUUAAUCUUUUCGAAAAGAAAACGCAUUUCGGAAUUUUGGUUGACAUUUCAUGAGUUAGCCCACCUACUGUAAAAUUUUCUUCCUGUGCCGCAUCAUGAGUUGUUCAUUCGGUAACUGAGACGGCCUUCACACUAAUUCAACAGUUUUGGGCAGAUGCCUGCCACUCCUAGUUGGUUUCGUCCGCCACUCGGAAGCCGUCACUGAGGCGCGGCCUCUGCAACAAACACAAAUUUGUGAAGAGUAGAGGCAUUCUCUCUUGCAGCCAGACCCACCCCUCCUUGGGCACAUCGUCGGUCACGACAGCUCGACCGUUGUGACCGACGAUAUCCUCCGCGUGCUCCACAGUGCAGGGUGAUAGCAGGAGUGGUGACUUGCUCGCGAAUUAGUUCGUAGUAAUAGUGGACUUGCACAGUAUUUACCGAACUCUCCUCCUCUCCCACCUAAGCCCGGCGUCAUGACAGAGCCAAGAAGACUGGAGGCGGGAGAGGACGCGGGUGACUGGUACGCCGAGAAUCCUCACCUAGGCGUACCGCCACAGCCCCUGGUCAACAAAAACCACUUGAUCAGGAUUUCCGUUGGAGGCGGCACGUCGUGGGCCUGCACCUGGGCUUGCCACCCUCCCCCCCCGAAUGUUGGCAUCUGUUAUGUGUGCGCAUUCCAAAUAACGCCUGCCGGACCCCGGUCUAGUCACCCCCCAUGUUGGUCCAGUUCAUUUACCACGUGGCGCGUUUUAGGGGCAGGUGAUAGAUACACCACUACAACCUCAUACCAUCCGGGCCUUAAUGUUUACUGGGUGGUAGCCUUGACGUGUAGAGGUCACUAUGAAGGACACUCCGAGUAUUCCUAGCGGAGGCUGUAUGUUGGGUACGUGACGAAAUUGACGUAAUCCUGCAAGUGUAUAUGCAUAACCAUGCUCACAGUUCCGCUAUGGUUGUGUCGUGGAGCGCGUUUUGUCAAGACUUAAAAAGCAAGAAACCAAUCACAAGAGAAAGUACACUUUAAGCGACGAGGCGUUGUGCAUCCUCUCUUGAAAAUGGUAAAGAAUAGUUUAUUUAUUUGCACCACCGGCCGACCCUCAGAGAUAUUCAAAAAAACAACAUGACAGAGACCGUCUGAGGAGGUAAACUGACCAACCAGCCAUACUGAUCACCAGCAGCAAUUAACCACGCGAAUGUCGGCCAUCAAACAGUCAACACACCAAGUGCAACAAUCCCUGCUGAAGGGGGGAGUCGUGAAUUUUCAGAGGUAUGCAGUAGCCUGGCGACUGCAUUCUAUAAAUGCUGCAGCCCCUUGUGCACGAACCACCCGUAUCUGCUAUUGUCUCUUGUGAUGAGUUCUAACAGGAAUCCGAAACGUCAGGCGAAUAAAGCUCGUCUCAGCGAUCCUGUCUUCUUCAUAUCGAUGACCCUAUCGACCUUGGUGCAGCCUCGAGUCGUAGGGUUGAGCUGGGUACGUCAGCCCGGUAGGUGGGGGGAGAGUUGGAUGCGCCGGGUUCGCCACUUGUUUAGGUAGGAUGGUCGACAACGUGAAGGUUCCGAAAUCAGAAGGUGGGGAAGACAGUUAGGUGGACAAUCUUUGAUACGCGGCAUCGCAAGCGGUGGCAGCCAGCAUCCUCAGCAGGGAAAUAUCAGUCGAUGUGCAUACGCCCGAACUUCGCCCGGCCGCGGCCAAUCGGUGGAGAGCGAAAUACUCAUCAGUGCCACGGCACCGCCAGCUGGAGGUUAAGUCAUGCGUUUCAGGCGGACCGCAAGCUGCACUGAUAAGUGAUAGCGUGGUUGACCGUAAGAGGGGGCAGCUACACGCCCACCUGCAAUUUGAUUCCACCACCCCCAUCAUCUCUCGUGCUUGAUCGUCGAACUGGCAGCAAAGCUGGUAGGAUCAUUUUCAGAGACUGUGAACAACAGCCGGAAGUGCCUGUUCUGCCUCCUGAACGGGAGUUUGAUGACCGUGUAACGGGGUCUUCAGCUACUUGAUACCUGUGGUUAUGGAGGGGGGCGCUCAGCGUACAAAUGGCGGAUUUGGUGACCAGGCAGAGAGCUCAGGCCGAUAAACUACUUCUUUUGAUGAUUGAAUGAGAGAAAGACCACCCCGCUUGGCAGAGUUGUAUUCAUUAACGCCAACAGGUUUUGCAAUGGCUUCCAGAUUGCUGUCUGCGGGCGAAAAAGAGCAUGUGGAAACACCUGGUGUUUGGCGUCUCAUCAGAAGGGGAAAGUAAGUCGUCUAGACAGCACAAUCCAGCCAACUUGAGAAGACAUGCGCAUGGACGAGGAAAGGGCACAAAGAGGGCAUUUAAACGCGUAAGGUUUGCAGUAAGGGGCGCGAUCUGGCAUACUGAAAAAUUUCAGUAAUUGUGCCAGUUUUACGGCACGACCCGGCCGUUCGCACAUUCAUGCUUAACUUUUGCGAACUUCUGCCGACAGUUCUUCCGACCAAUUACUUGAGGUCACUUAGCAUUUCGGAUGCCGUCGCAAACCCCCUUAUUGUUGUUCUUACAGUCGUCAAUAAGCACUACCUUUCUCGGGUCAGUGUGCUCAUUCGUUGCUAAAAGGCCAGUCUAGUUGACUUCUCUGACACUGCUAACCUGACAUAGGUGUGCCGAUUGACCAACUACACUCGUCGUGGAUUGACGCUCGCAAUAUUUUCCACGACGUUCACGCUCACAAGGGUGUCCGUCUCUUUCAGUUACUUUCUUCUAAAAUGCUACUUUUUCACGGACAGUAGCAAUUAUUGUUACGCCUUUUGAUAGGCGUCGUCAGGGUGAAGUGGGUCAUUAUGUUUGUCCAAAUCUUUGCACCCGUACAGGAGUCCAUAAUCCUUGCAGUCUCUCACCACGCGUCAUUCACGGUUCGCAUUCCUGUCUAAAACCGGGAUUGUGCCGUAUGACGGGCAGAGCGCAACGACUCGUCACAGGAUUACAGGGUUGUGCUAUCAGAAGUCCAGGUCUUACGCGGCUCACCUUUGUUAGUCCGCGGACACUGUGAGCACCAACUUGGCAUCACAAGUUUAUUCGCCUCUACGGGUGAACUCAGCCUUCUUGGGGUUUCGACUUUUUACUUAAGGGAACAUGAGGUUACUCACCCGCGGCCAAUCGAUCCUUUAUCUGCCUAUUUCAUACUUACAGUUGUGGACCCUCAGCAGAAACCCAUUGCUCAGACUGGCACUUGCUUGUUGCGCGAUCAAAGCGCGCGUAAAAAGGAUUUGAGAACUCCUUUUGCAGCUAUGACGCUGGGGGGUAAUCAUGUGGGCGUCAGCUCCGUACAAAAUGUUUUUAAAACAUCGGUUUUACCAAAGUGUGUGUCUGCCAAGUCUCGCGCGGUCCCACCACCGGAUCGACGGGCAGCAUGACAAGGCGGGAGCAGACUGCCGACCUAGACCAAUCGGAACGGCUCGUUUGUGAUCACGUGUGCGUGAUUCCAGCUCUCUCGUACGGUGUGUAGUUGCAUGAGAUAUGGCGCACUACUCUAGUUUUCUCACCGGGAUUUAAUUGGGGGUUCUUGGUCGUCAUGACGCAUCUCCGCAAAGUAGCCAGUGUGCAGUCCCAACACCUAGUUCCGCGGCGAUUUACCCGGUCGCCUCUGGAGCAUUAUUAACGUAUCAGAAGACGAAGAUUCGAUCAAUGGAACAAGAAAUUUAUUGGCCGGACGUUUCGGAUUCUCACUCGAACCCAGCAUCAGAGACAGUCGCAGAUAAGGCUAAUGGUGGCACAAGGAGUGCAGUAUUUAUAGCACGCGGCUGCCGUGGGACCAUAUGCACACUGUAACUAACAGCUCCCGCAAUCACCGCUGUGGUCAUAAUUGAUGCGAUAGCGGCAUGUCAGUCCGCGUCCGAGUCGUUAAUUGCCGCGAUUUUGCCAUCCGUGUUGGAUGCUGGUGUGACGACUGCCCGGCAUAUUGGCCUCCCACGUGACUGAUUCCCCUGCCCACGGAGAAUCUCAGCACGGAAUACGGUAACGGGAGGUCAUUGCGCAUGUUAAUGGAUUGCGGGCCUGAGAGCAAUGACUCGAGCAGCUCGCAGCUCACGCGGUUGUCACCCCUUGCGAGGAUUUUGGCCUCUUUAAAUUUGAAAAUAUGGUCGGGUCCCGUCGAAUGAGCUGCCACUUGAGAGCUAACGUCUCCCCGUCUCAGUGCUGCUGCGUGCUCGACAAUUCGCGUACGGAGUAAUCUCCCAGUUUCUCCGAAGGAGUUGCUUUGUCUGCAAUCGCACCAGAUCCGGUAAAUGACUCCUGACGUUUCCUGCCGUGGCAGUGAGUCUUUCGGCCUCAUGACUUGGCGCCUGAUGGUUGCUUCCGGCCGGUGUGCAACCCCAACUCCAAGUGGAGUGAGAAGACGACUGACGGCUUCCGAGACGUUCUUCGCGUACGGAAGAGCCCGCCAAAAUCUGUGGCCAGUUGGUUUUGAUCUCUGGUGUCGUUUUCGUAUGCACCGGUUGACAAAGUUGCGCGGGUAACCACUGGCUCAUUAUCCGUCGAAGAUAUUGUAAUUCAGCAACCUUGCCUUCCAUUUCACUGCAGUGUGUCUCAAUGCGCCGGUAUAGCGCCCUUACGCAACUGCAUUUGUGAAUAAUGGAGUGGUUAAUGCUGAAGUUCAGUAUGGGCGAUAAACACAGAUUUCUUGUUCUAGUGAUCGCAUCAUCGUCUUCUAAAAUGCUUUCUGGGACUCGCCUGUUCGCUUCUAUCAGCAUUCUUAACGUGCAUGAAAUAUCAACUGAAAUGUCGACCGAAAUUCCAAAAUGCGUUUUCGUUUCCAAAAUAUUAAUUAAGUAGGAUUGUAAAACCAAUCAUCAUGUAGCGUAACUGCAAUAACUUAGUUAGCCCAGGAUACCGGCUUCCGAAGGAACUUCUUUCCGACUGCAUGCAAAAAUUACACUCAGCAAAAAUGACUACUUAAGUAGCAUGCACUUUCCUCGUUGGUUUUGUAUGCCCUUAUAAAUUCAAAUAUAUUUCAUGGAAAGCAUGCAUUAACAUUUUCAUUCUUUUAUUCAUUCGGUAUAAAGUUAUGUCUUCUUCCAGUUUUAUACUCAAAGGAAGGGUAUAAUUCGGUUUUCAAUGACUUUUCCAAUUCCCGAAUAAUUUUGAACCCCAACCUGCCGUUACACUUGCAUUCAGGGUUUCCAAACUAUAAGCCGUAUAUUUUCCGCGUACGGAAAAGCAUACAUUUCUAUACAGUACUAAGAGGAGACCAUAUGUGGUUCAUAAAAUUUAGCAGCGGAUUUGAGCCGUAUUGUGAACCUUACAAACCACAUUGCUAAAUCAGAGACAUGACGUUUUAUGAAGGGCCAUUUCACGGUAUCAAAAAAUCUCACAAUUAGAAACUUUUCAAAACCAAAUUAUACCCUUCUUUCGAGUGUAAAAUUGGAAGAAGACGUACAUUUCUACUGAAUGAGUAAAAUAAUGAGUAUUUUUAUGUAUGCUUUCCAUGAAAUGUAAUUGAAUCUAUAAGGGCAUCGAAAAUCAAUGAGAUAAUGCGCUACAUGAUGAUUAGUUUUACAACCCUACUUAACUAAUAUUUUGGGAACGAAAACGCAUUUCGGAAUUUCGAUCGACAUUUCAUGAGUUAGCCCACCUACUGUAUAUCAUCACAGGAAUGUCUUCGGAUCCUGCGGGCACGAACGCGAAUGCACUGGAUUAUAAGGGUCUCCUGACAGCCAUUCAGUAUAAAUUAAUUGCGAAAUUAUUCGGUCUCGAAUUACUUUUUUCCUCCGUGUUGUUUUUCUGGGACGCCGGUUUUUUUGCCACCAAGGAUUGCAAUCGCUUCUUUCUUUUUUUUUAACUUCAGAACUACCAAAAUGGCCUAAAGAGGACAAUCAUACGCAUUCGGAGAAGGUGCCUUGUUUGA
This is a messenger RNA of Spirometra erinaceieuropaei, 12213 nucleotides long. The record is from the annotation of a GenBank genome assembly. NCBI's taxonomy places the organism in Eukaryota, Metazoa, Platyhelminthes, Cestoda, Diphyllobothriidea, Diphyllobothriidae.